AUGGCACGUACUAGAGGAGGAAGUGCUAGAGGCAGAGGCAGAGGACCUCGCAGCACUAGGAGUCGAAAUGUGGAGACUCGUUCUACCAGAGCUGGGACACCUGUUGGAGAUAAUCAACAACAACAAGCGUUCAUCAUGAACACAUUGCAUAUGAUGACGGGAGUGAUGCAGGGUCUGGUGCAGAAUGCUUCUACAGGAGGAACUAGUACAAACACAAACGGAACGACAAUUGGUGAGGCAAGGGGAGUAACUCACCAACAGUUUAUGAGUUUGCAUCCUCCGAAGUUUUAUGGGAAAGGCACUGCGGACGAUGCCGAAGAAUGGAUAAAGGAAACAGAGGAGAUCUUUACCACCCUGGAAGUGCCUGACAACAAGAAGGUUCGGAAUGGAUUGGUUAUACCAUCACUACGCAACGAUAGAUUGCAGAAAAAAGAAGCUAAGAUUCGAUUGGAGAAUGGUCAAAAGAUCGAAUUUAGGGUAAAAACGCCCCAAGAUCAAAGAAAGCUAGUUGUCUCAAUGGUUAAGGCAAGAAAAUACAUGGAAAAUGGGUGCAUUGCAUAUUUGGUUAGCAUGGAUGCAAUCGAGCAGAAAUUAAAACCCAUUAGUGAGGUGCGUACGGUGAAGGACUACGCAGACGUGUUUCCGAAAAAUUUACCUGUAUUACCUCCUGUACGAGAGGUGGAGUUUGGCAUCGAAUUGAUACCAGGAACUGCACCUAUUUCUAAGGCUCCAUAUAGAAUGGCACCAGCAGAACUAGAAGAAUUAAAGAAACAGAUCCAAGAUUUGGCCAGCAAGGGAUUCAUUCGUCCAAGUGUGUCAUCUUGGGGAGCACCGGUCUUAUUUACGAAGAAAAAGGAUGGGUCAAUGCGGUUGUGUAUUGACUAUCGAAUGUUGAAUCAGGUUACAAUCAAGAACAAAUAUCCAUUGCCUAGAAUCGAAGAUUUAUUCGAUCAAUUAAAGGAAGCAAAG
Messenger RNA from Nymphaea colorata (pocket water lily), 969 nucleotides. RefSeq lists its product as uncharacterized. The transcript has 2 exons. Lineage: Eukaryota; Viridiplantae; Streptophyta; Magnoliopsida; Nymphaeales; Nymphaeaceae. The annotation marks the transcript as partial. The record is from RefSeq and is a predicted model, not a curated record.